Naumovozyma castellii is the source of this 261-nucleotide messenger RNA. RefSeq names its product Tma10p (gene TMA10). The record is from RefSeq and is a predicted model, not a curated record. Bases 1 to 261 code for a protein of 86 amino acids. Lineage: Eukaryota; Fungi; Ascomycota; Saccharomycetes; Saccharomycetales; Saccharomycetaceae. The transcript has a single exon.
AUGACUAGAACUAACAAAUGGACCGUACACGAAACCAAGGCCAACCCAAAGUACUUCACCCACACCGGUAACUUUGGUGAAAACCCAACAAACGUCAAGAAGAACGGCUCCGGUAAGGGUAAUUGGGGGAAAGCCGGCGAUGAAAUUCAAGAUUUAGUCGAAUCUGGUGAAAUCAAGACCGUGUACAAUAAGGCAAGAAGAGGUUCAAACUCUCAGAAGAAUGAAGAAAAAAUGGGGAAUCUUCAAAAAUACCAAGUUUAA